This is a messenger RNA of Physcomitrium patens, 2537 nucleotides long. Its product is annotated as transcription initiation factor IIF subunit alpha. Gene Ontology annotation, biological process: positive regulation of transcription elongation by RNA polymerase II; transcription initiation at RNA polymerase II promoter. The record is from RefSeq and is a predicted model, not a curated record. Gene Ontology annotation, molecular function: RNA polymerase II general transcription initiation factor activity; TFIIF-class transcription factor complex binding; DNA binding. Gene Ontology annotation, cellular component: nucleus; transcription factor TFIIF complex. Lineage: Eukaryota; Viridiplantae; Streptophyta; Bryopsida; Funariales; Funariaceae.
GAACUAUAGUUGGGGGAAAUAUUGUACCGAAAUUUAUUGUAAGGAUUUCGAAGAGACCUUAUUGGCUUCGAAGAGAGGUAUAUUUGGGGUUUUGUUUGGUCCUCUUGCUUGCAGGCAGGGGUUUUUCGUAGAGAUGUCAGUUGGGCUUAGCUGUUUUGCGGAAGAAUUUGGUGGGUUUUGGACGGUUACAUUCUUGUCAACGGUCUUAGUAGAAUAGCCGAGCAGAUUUUAAUGAAGCUAAAAACAGAGAGUGAGCCUAACGCUUGGAGGGAGUUCUAUUGAGAUUUGUAUGGGAGGGGAGAUCAUUUGCCUUGCGAGAAAAGCUCAGUUCGCUGCUUGAAGCCUCAGCAAAGCAACAAACUAAGUUUGUUAGACCUAUCUGGCGAUUGUUUUGUAUUUUUAUGAAGGGUUCGAGGGGCAGCUCAGCAGGCAGUAUGUAAAUUGAGGAGGGAUCUGUGCAUCAAUUGCGCCGCCUGCUCAGCUUUAAGCGCUUUUAAAUUGGCGGAGUGGAAUUUGGUAGAAGACCUGGGCAAUUGAAGAAGAACGGAGGAGAGGCAAAGCGAGAGGGAAAUAUGUCUCCUCUUCCCGACCUGGUGUUGAAAGAUAGCUGCACGGGAUGUCGUGGAACAGCAGACCUCUACGGUAGCAAUUGUGGUCACUUAACUCUUUGCUUGAAGUGUGGAAAGUCUAUGGCAGAGACUCAGGCUCCUUGUUCUGAGUGCGGCACCCCUGUCACUCGUCUGAUUAGGGAGUAUAAUGUGCGUGCAAAUACUAUCAACAAGCAGCACUUUAUCGGUCGCUUCUUACAGGGGCAGCCGAUGUUCUCGAAGAAGAAAUCUGGGGGUCCAAGGUGGAGUUUGCAGCGUGAAGGUCUUACGGGGCGCCAGUUGUCCGAAGCACAGAGGGAAAAAUUCAAACAAAAGCUGUGGAUACUAGAGGACGAUAUCGGUCUGCAGCAGUUUCAAGGACAGCUUGAAGGAGGACAGCAAGCAACAUACUUUACUCUUUCGAUGCAUGGUUCUGAGUUUACUGCCUCUCCAGCUGGGGCCUGGUAUAAUUUCAACAAAGUAGCCCACUACAAGCAGUUAACAUUGGAGGAAGCGGAGGAGCAAAUGAAAAAUCGUCGUAAGACAGCUGAUGGCUACCAAAGAUGGAUGAUGAAAGCUUCUAAUCCAGAUAUAGACAAGCUGCCUGGUUCUGGGGGUGCUGGUGGAGGGCGUGGCAGGAAAGUGGGUGCUGAUGACGAUGACAUGGGUUCUGAUAAGGGGGAGGAUGAGGAUGAAGAGUUUGGAGGGAAGAAGAGGUUAAAUUUGAAUAAAACUGCUAAAGGAGGUGAUGACGAUGGUGAAGAUGCUGCAAACGACAUAGACAUGGAUGAGGAGGAGCCAGAACGAGGUGAUGAUUGGGAACAUGAAGAAACGUUUACAGAUGAUGAUGAGGCAGUGGGCAACGAUCCAGAAGAGCGGGAGGAGCAAGUUCCUGAAGGACCAGCUCCACCAGAAAUCAAACAGGAAGAAGAAGACGAAGAAGAUGAGAAAGAGGGGCAGCAGAACGAGGAGGGGCAAGGAGGUUUAAGUAAGUCCGGUCGUGAGCUCAAGAAGUUGCUUGGUAAACAGGGUUUCGAUGACUCUGAUGGUGGUGACAAUGAUAAACAAGCUCUAGACGAAUCUGAUGGUGAUGACGAUGUUGACUUGGACAAUGACGAAGUAGGAAUGUCCCCAGUUUUAGCUCCAGCAUUGAAAAAGAAGGAUGCCCCCAAGGAAACUCCCGCAGAACCUACUCCAGCUAAAGCAGGGAACGUGAAAUCAGCGGCAGCUGGCUCAUCAAAGGGAAAGCGGAAAGCUCCUGCUGCAGGAGAUGACACCAAACUCAUCAGCAACAAGAAGGCCAAAGCAGGAGAUGCGGAUAAGGGGUCGAAAACAGCUGCGGGGAAAAAGGAAUCUAACAAAAAUGCGCCUGCUAAAGGAACACCUGCUCCAGCUUCUGCAGCUGCUAAGCCUGCGGCAGCUGCAGGAAAUUUGGAAGAUGAAGUGAAAGCUUUCUUACGACAGACUGGCCCCGUGAAGAGCAAUGAGCUGGUUACCAGGUUCAAGAACCGACUAAAAUCCCCAGAGGACAAGUCUGCUUUUGCUGCAAUGUUGAAGAGAAUAUCUCGUAUCGAUAAAAAGGAUGGUGUAAGUUAUAUUGUUUUGCGCUAGGCGUGAGAACUGGGUAUUAAGUUCCUGACAAGACGUCUUCAUUGGUCGUACAUGAAUUUCCUGAAACUUAAGUUGGAAACUCCCUUGUACAGAGUGAAGUCCAAUAGAGAUGCACGAUAUGUUGUUUAUUUCAGAAUUCUCAUUUCACUUUUCUUGCGUAGUUUUAAAUUGAAAUUUUAGGUAGGAAGGUGCUCACGUCAGCAGAGACCGUUGCAAAAAAUGUUAUGUUUAUAACUUGAGGUUCUCAUGUUAACAGACAUUGUCUGAAAAAUUGCGAUAUUUUCAGUUUGCCAACUUACUUGUCCAACAAGAAAAGUAAAUAAAAAUUUAACUGUGAAA